GGGGCCGGGGUGGGGUGGGGCAGGAUGCUGGAUGGCCCGUUAUUCUCCGAGGGGCCCGACAGCCCCCGGGAGCUCCAGGAUGAGGAGUCGGGCAGCUGCCUCUGGGUGCAGAAGUCCAAGCUGCUGGUGAUUGAAGUGAAGACUAUUUCCUGUCAUUAUAGUGCUCGCGCCCCUUCUCGACAGUCCAUGGACAUCCAGGCCAGCCACUGGGCCCGCGGGCCCCAGAGCCGCACGUGUAGGCUGCGCCCGGGAUCCCCUGAGCCGCCGCCCCGCCGACCCUGGGCCUCCAGGGUGCUGCAGGAGGCGACCAACUGGCGGGCGGGGCCCCUCGCCGAGGUCCGAACCCGGGAACAGGAGAAAAGGAAGGCGGCGUCGCAGGAGCGGGAGGCCAAGGAGACCGAGAGAAAGAGGCGCAAGGCUGGCGGGGCCCGACGGAGUCCCCUAGGGCAGCCCCGCCCGGAGCCCCGGCACGCCCUUCGGGCGGCCCAGCCCCCGGGGCUCCCGCCUCCCUCCAGACCCGAGCGCUUCGGGCCGGUGGGGCGAGCGCCACGCCCGUCCGCCUUCCCGCAGGGUGAGCCGGGGGUGGCGUGGGCGGGGCCGUGGGGAGGCCGGAGGCCAGGGCCCCCCAGCUACGAGGCUCACCUGCUGCUGAGAGGCGCCGCGGGCUCGGCCCCGAGGCGCCGCUGGGACCGGCCUCCGCCCUACGUGGCUCCGCCCUCGUACGAAGGCCCCCACAGGACCCUGGGGGCGAAGCGAGGCCCCGAGCUCUCCCGGGCGCCCGCCUCGGCAGCCCCGGCUCCGGUCGCGGCCAGGACAGAGGGAGGGCGCGCCAAGAAGAGGCUGGACCCUCGAAUCUACCGGGACGUUCUGGGGGCCUGGGGUCUCAGGCAGGGCCGGGGACUCUUGGGAGGAGCUCCCGGCUGCGCUGCGGCCAGAGCCAGGCCAGAGGCUUGCAGAGGGGCCGCGGAGCGAGGCUCGGGCCUAGCUGUUGCUGGCCUGAUCGGUGGUGGCCACGGCCAGCCCCAAGCCGAAGCUACGGGCAGUCCAGGCGCGGAGGCCGCUCCCUCUAGGUCCCUGGCCAGCAGCCCCCCACGUCCGGCUCCCAGGUCCAGGCAGCAGCGCGGGGGCUCAAGGCCAGGGAAAGAAGGAGGUGAACCGAUCUGGCUCCCCAAGUCUUGGCUUUCCUCUCCUAAAAAGCCUCCAGUUAGGCAUAGCCAGACUCUCCCCAGGCCGUGGGCUCCUGGGGGCACUGGGUGGAGAGAGGCCCUGGGUCCAAGAGAGGGGGCAGAACACGUGAGCCUGGAAGCCUGGAAGGCCACCCGCCGUGCCCACACCCUGCCCCGCAGCUCCCGGGGCCUCGCUCGCAGGGAAGGCAUCUUCGUCAUUGACGCCACGUGCGUGGUGAUAAAGUCCCAGUACGUCCCGACCCCUCGGCCCCAGCAGGUGCAUGCGUUGGCCUCCGGGGAGCCGUGCGCGGCGAGCGACAGCCCCAGGCUAGCCAAACCCAGCCGCGGGGAGGAGGGGGCCGCUGCCGGCCCUUCCGCUUGCCCGAAGCGCCUGUUGAGCAGCCGCGUCUCAAAGCAGCCAGGCGGGGGUGCCGAGGGCGAGCCUGGGGGCGGGGAGCGGGGGCCUUCUUCGCCGGAGGACCGCGCCCCGCGCCUUCCGGGGCUCCCUGCGGCCGAGGAGAAGCCGCCGGACGCCCCCACGCAGCCAGGCAGCCCCGAGCGCCCGACCUUAGGCCCGGCGGCUCCGGGCUGCGCGGGCGGCGCCAAGGGCUCAGACCCGGCCGGGGUCCCGCGGCGCGCGGCCGGGGGCUGGGCGCGGACUCCGGGGCCCUACGCCGGGGCGCUGCGGGAGGCCGUGUCCCGCAUCCGCCGCCACACCGCCCCGGAUUCGGACUCGGACGAGGCUGAGGAGCUCAGCGCCCACAGUGGUUCCUCCGAUGGAAGCGACACAGACGCCCCAGGCGCCUCCUGGCGGAGCGAGAGGACCCUGCCUGCGGAGGGGAACACCCGGCCCGGGGAAGGCGGGAAGACGGCUGGGCCGAGCAGCAGCAUCCGGGAGAUCCUAGAUGUGUCAGCCAAACCGAGGAAGGCCUCUUAGGAGAGGGCUCGCCGGGAGAACUCCCCGGGGAAAUAGAGGGACAGUGAGCGGUGCCCCUUUUCUCGGGUGGCUCAGCCAGCCUCGGGCCCGCCGCUCGCCUUCACUCUCCGCAGGCCUCGCUUGCUUCCCCUUUCUUCUCUCCCCACCUCCACCUGCUCCCACGCUUGAGACAGAGGAAAGGAAAGAAAGGGAGGAGAGGGAAGGCAGCACUCGCCACUCCAAGGGUUAGUGUCAGGGAGAGGGGGCGGGAUUCAACUCCUGCUGCAUUCCACGAAGAGCUGAGCAGAGAGACAGGCCGAAGGUCAAGGAUGGUGGCAGAAAGCAACCGUCAGGGCAGGGUCCCUUGACAGGAGAGACAACGUACACACACACACACGCCACCAGCAGACUGGGAGGAGGCCUCUCCUUGAGGUUACAACUCAAGUUUCCAUUCCAGCGCUGCCACCGACUUGCUGGCGGACCCGAAGAGUAACUGUUUUUACGUCCGGGCAUCCCGGACUCCUGUAAAUGUAAAACCAGCGGUUCCUGCCGCCCAUUCUUCCGCCCCUAAGAUUUUGUGAAUCAGUGGAUAGAACUUGAGGGUUCUUAUCAACUUCACUCUUCCUCAGUUCAGACGGCCGUCAAAGCGUUCCGAUUUAAAUGGGCAAAGGGCUUCUAUUCCAACCUCCCCCAAGUGUAGGAGGGUGCUCCCCAAGGCCGAGCCCCUCACCGUCCAAGCUGGAGGGGGAAGACAGCCAUUGAAUCCGCUUGGGACGCUUUUAAGCCUUCCCCCCUUCCUCCAUCUCCGUGCCCUUGGUGAUGCUCUGAAGUGUUGCCGGGAUUUCUCACGCAGACGGUAUCGCCCACCGGAUAGGACCCCGACAACCUGCGUCUCUCCUAGGAAACAGCCGGGCCAGCAGCAAGGCUGAGCUUCAGCAGACCGUGUGGGGUGUGAUACUCGCUGUGGCCACUACGGGGCGCGCGCAGGCCGCGGAUUCCCCGGUUGCUGGUGCUCGAGUGCCCCUCCACCAGCACUGCCCGUUAUCUGGAUCCCUAGCUACCGGGCGCCGGUUCCCUGCCUCGACGCUUCCGAACCGCGCGCGCGCGGGGCCGGGAGCAGGCCUCCGGUCUCCCAGACCUCUGGGGCGCGCCGAGCCCUUCUUUGUACUGACCCACGCCAACCGGCUUGAGACUGACAUUUAAGCCUUUUUCUUCCUCUCUUUCCAACCCUGGGCACUUCCUCUGUGUCUGCCAUUUACUAGCCAUGUGACCUUGGCCGAAUCACUUCACCUCCCUGAGCCUCAGUUUCCUCAUCUGUCAAAUGGGGGUUUAUAAACACCUACCUCGCAGGGUUGUUGUGAGGAUUUAAUGAAAUAAUGUAUAUAAGGCGCCUUGCACAGUGCCUGGCACGUAGUAGGCGCCCAAUAAAUCUCCCUCCCUUUA
Messenger RNA from Meriones unguiculatus (Mongolian gerbil), 3525 nucleotides. RefSeq names its product dendrin (gene Ddn). The record is from RefSeq and is a predicted model, not a curated record. The coding region runs from base 25 to 2103 and encodes 692 amino acids. The transcript has 2 exons. NCBI's taxonomy places the organism in Eukaryota, Metazoa, Chordata, Mammalia, Rodentia, Muridae.